Corticium candelabrum is the source of this 2520-nucleotide messenger RNA. Its product is annotated as glucose-6-phosphate exchanger SLC37A2-like. The transcript has 20 exons. The coding region runs from base 27 to 1736 and encodes 569 amino acids. Gene Ontology annotation, biological process: transmembrane transport. Gene Ontology annotation, cellular component: membrane. The record is from RefSeq and is a predicted model, not a curated record. NCBI's taxonomy places the organism in Eukaryota, Metazoa, Porifera, Homoscleromorpha, Homosclerophorida, Plakinidae. Gene Ontology annotation, molecular function: transmembrane transporter activity.
CAGUCGCAGUUAAUGUUUAGGAGACGAUGAGAGACGCCGAAGGCGCCCCGAUUGGAAUACGCCUCGUCCGAGCGUCACCAUGUCGGGUAGCGAAGAGGACGUUUGUAUAUCGUUUGUACGUGAUGGUUUUCACAUUUUUCGUGUAUACAUUUUUUCAUAUGACGAGAAAAGCUAUUAGUGUCGUGAAGACUGAAUGGAACCCGAAUUGCACUAAUAAGUCAACACAUGCUAAUGAUGAUUUGAAUAUUCGCAUAUUUGAUGGAAAAAGAAACGUAACGGGAACUACAAAUUGCUCAGGAUGGCAUCCAUUUGAUGGCCCUGACGGAAACUUUGAUUUGGGUGUGUUAGACGGGUGUUUUCUCUUUGCAUAUGCUUUAACCAUGUUCAUAAGUGGACACUUCGGAGACAGAGUGAACCUCACAUAUCUCCUAACAAUUGGCAUGCUUGGAACAGGCAUAUUCACUGCCGCUCUCGGAAUCCCCUAUUUCAUGAACCUUCACUCUUUUCCGUAUUUCAUUGUAGUACAAUUGAUCGGCGGAGCUUUCCAGUCUAUCGGCUGGCCGACUGUCGUCGCUAUUAUGACCAAGUGGUAUGGAAAGGGAAACCGUGGCUUGUUUUUUGGAAUUUGGAAUUCUCACACGUCGGUUGGUAACAUACUGGGCGCAGUCAUCCCUGGUGUGUUUGUAGACUCAAGAUGGGGAUACUCGUUCGUCGUUCCCGGUCUCAUGAUGGUUACAUUGGGUAUUCUAGUCUUUUUGUUCCUGCCAUCAGAUCCGGCGCAGGUUUCGGUGGCUCCUCCACAGCAUCAUCUUCCAAGGAAAAGACAACCACAACGAACACAGGCAGAGGAGAAAGACGAGAGGCAUCCUCUGUAUCGAGAUGCUUACGGAUCAAGUCCAUUGACGACACAGAGUAGCGAUGAAGACGAUGCUGACAAUAAUAAAUCACAUGGUGCAAUACUUGCACAGAUGCACAAACCUGAGCCAAUAGGAUUUCUAAAAGCCGUUCAGAUCCCGGGUGUCAUUGAAUUCUCUUUCUCGCUUUUCUUUGCCAAGCUGGUUGCCUACACGUUUCUCUAUUGGCUCCCCAAAUACGUCGACCAAUCGUUUCACAACAAGUUGAGCGACGAAGAGGCAGCCGACUUGUCGACGUUCUUCGAUGUGGGAGGAAUCGGCGGUGGCAUAUUGAUAGGAUUCAUGGCAGAUCGUAUUGGAAUGAACGCAGUACCGUGUCUGAUCAUGCAACUGCUGUGCAUUCCGGUGUUGAUUUUCUACAACAAAUAUGGUGGCAUCAACUACUCAGCUGCUAUUGGUCUUUCUUGUCUGUCUGGCUUCAUGGUGAAUGGACCGUAUUGUCUUAUUACAACGGCAGUGUCAGCUGACUUGGCAACACAUAAAGAUCUUAAAGAUAAUCAAGAGGCCAAAGCAACAGUGGCAGCAAUAAUUGAUGGAACUGGAUCAAUAGGUGCGGCACUCGGGCCUUUGAUGACCGGUUGGAUAUCUGGAAGAUGGGGCUGGUCCAAGGUGUUUCUGUUGCUGGUGAUUUGCUGUGGUCUCGCAGCAGUGUUUCUCUUGCGGCUUGUUGUGAAGGAAAUGAAAAUGCUGUGGCAAAGAUUGUGUGGCAGGUGGCCACAGGGAGAGAGAAAACGCGCUCACAGUGGAGACGUCCAUGCAGUGGAGUAUAUCAAACUAAAGCCGAUGGACUCACAGCUUGAAACAGCAGAUCAGAAUGAUUAGAAGAGUUUAGGUUGAAUUUAUUUGUUUUCUACUUUUAGCAGCUACAGAGUUUUAGAGGAGCUCGAGCAAAUAGAUGCUUACGACUGAUUAAUUGUUGUGUUACAUUUUUAGAUUAGUAGAUGCAGCAGUGUAACUAAUAAGUGAAAAUACCAAGAUGCAAUUGUGUCAGAUAAAUAUAGUGGGUCUGACAUUAAAGUGUGUCGGCCUAACGCGCGCUAAAAGGCGUAGUCAUCUCGACAAGCACUUCUCGGUAUGGUAAUCAAACUGCCAAGAAUUAUUUUUAGUGUUAAUACUUAGUAAUGCAGAUCACGAAAUAGGUAUAUAGUACGUAUUCUAGCUAUUACUAAUCAAUUCUAGCAUACGUCCCAGCCUAGCAUGUGGUAUGCAAAAUAAAAUUAAAAAUAAAAUAAAAAUAAAAUUAAAAUUAAAAAUAAAAUAAAAUUAAAAAUAAAAUUAAAUUAAAUUAAAAAUUAAAUUUAAAAAUUAAAAUUAGACUUAGGAUUAAAAAUAAAAUUAAAAAUAAAACUAAAUAAAGUUAAAAAUAAAAUAAAAUAAAAUAAAAUUAAAAAUUAAAUUAAAUUAAAAUUAAAUUAAAAAUUAAAUUAAAAUAUAAAUUUAAAAAAAUUAAAAUUAGAAUUAGAAUUAAAAAUUAAAUUAAAUUAAAAUUAAAAAUAAAAUUAAAAUAAAAUGAAAUUAAAAAUAAAAUUAAAAAUAAAAUAAAAUAAAAUUAAAAAUUAAAAAUUAAAAAAAUUUAGAAUUAGGAUUAAAAAUAAAAUUAAAAAUG